Exophiala bonariae is the source of this 3927-nucleotide messenger RNA. RefSeq lists its product as uncharacterized. The transcript has 2 exons. Bases 1 to 3927 code for a protein of 1308 amino acids. The record is from RefSeq and is a predicted model, not a curated record. NCBI's taxonomy places the organism in Eukaryota, Fungi, Ascomycota, Eurotiomycetes, Chaetothyriales, Herpotrichiellaceae. Gene Ontology annotation, cellular component: HOPS complex; late endosome. Gene Ontology annotation, molecular function: protein binding. Gene Ontology annotation, biological process: intracellular protein transport; protein targeting to vacuole; cellular response to starvation.
AUGGCUGCUGGUGAUGGCUCCCAGGAGCCUGCCAACAACAACCCGACCCCCAAUGCCUCCAAUCCUCCACCAGAUCGCCCUCAGCCCCCAUCAGUCAGGGAUGAGUCCGAAGAAGACGACGAGGACGGCGAUGAUGGAGAGGAAGAGGAAGAGGAACCCAGACUCAAAUAUGCGAACCUGACCAGGAAUCUCAGCCCAUUGUAUCGCAAUGGCGAUGCCACCAGCGCUUUCCUCGUAUCCGGAGACAAAAUGAUCGUUGGUACUCAUAAUGGCAAUAUCCACGUCUUUAGUCUACCCUCAUUCGCUCCUUUGCGCGUCUACCAUGCCCAUACCGCUAGCAUCUCCACUAUCUCCAUCUCUCCCUUUCCAGUUCCUCUGCCUGGUUUCCGCUCAGAACAGACAUCUAGACUGGUAGCAGACACCCUAUCACAGAGGGAUGCUUCUCCCUCCAGCUCUCCGGCCCCGAAGGGAAAGCAACAACAACUCGGCCCGGUUCCAAACACCCCAUCCAAUCAGAUCUAUAUUGCAACAUCCUCUAUCGACGGCAACGUUUGCAUUGCAUCUUUGGUCGACCCAAAGGAUGUCCAGCUUCGGAAUUUUGGCAGGCCAGUACAGACGGUGGCACUUUCACCGGAAUACAAAUCCGAACGGAGCUACUUAUCAGGAGGGCAGGCCGGUAGUCUGAUACUGACCACCGGUGGGCAAGCUGGCAGAAGUGCAAACGCGACCACAACUGGAGCUGCGGCUACGGCGUCGAGCUGGCUUGGAUCUAUUGGUCUUGGUGCAAAUACUGGAACAGACAAAGUCCUUCAUGGCGGAGAGGGCAUCAUCAGCACAAUCAAAUGGUCGCUCUCGGGGAAAUAUGUCCUCUGGGUCAAUGAACAAGGCAUUAAAAUCAUGAGAUCGAAUCUGAAGCUUGAAAGUGGGGAAGCUGGUUUCGAAUGGAAGAGAUUGAGCCAUAUCGACCGCCCAAACCGACCUGGUUGGGAAGACAUGGCUGGUGUGUGGAAAGCACGCGUUGAGUGGAUUGAUCGCGACAAUAUUGAAGUUGAUGAUGACUCUCCAAUUUCCACCAUCAUGGUUUCUUCGAAUGGUGCAGCAUCGACUUCUGGAAACAAAAAACAAAAAUUGGAAGAAGUCUUGGUAGGUUGGGGAGAUUCGGCCUGGAUUAUAAAAGUAACUCCAGGUAUGUCGGAGAAUGGUGGUCAAAGCAAAAUUGGAAGUGCGGUGGUUGCAACGAUUAUACGAUUUGAUGACUGUACAAUAUCUGGAAUUUCUUUAUAUACCCCAACUCUGCUCGUAAUACUUGCAUAUAUGGAAAGAAAGGACAAGCAAACGAAAACAGCUAGCCUUGACAACGGCAAGAAGACUCGGAGAAGACAUAAUGCAUUAGAGCCGGAGUUACGCUUGAUUGACAUUAAUACGAAAGAAGAAAUCGAUACCGAUACCCUAACAGUGAGUAGAUAUGAAACUCUCUCAGCUUCCGACUACCAUUUGGGCUUUCUACCACCUGUCCGCAUAUCUGCUGCGGCUGCACAAAGAGGCUAUUUGGGAGCGAUCGGUUCCGGCAUUGGUACCGUGAGCUCCAGUCUAUAUACAGGAGUCGAGACUGUAGGUCAGGGGAUGUGGGACGCCACAAUGUACGGGCCUCGGAUGCUAGGUGCUAAUCGCAUGUUCAGUGGUGCUGAGAGUGUCAGAAGCGGCAUGAGUGGUCCUGAAAAGGGUACUUCUAAGGACCGCAACUAUCUUACUGGAUGGCUUCCAGGCUUCGGUUCGAGUGAUUCAAAUCAAAGAGAGGAUGUCAACAAUCUGGCCACCGCACAGAGUAUGAAGAUUUUCAUUUACAGUCCAUACGACUGCAUCGUCGCAAUCCGACGAAAUCUACAUGAUCGCAUGCAGUGGCUCACCGGUAUGAAAAAGUAUCAACAGGCAUGGGAAUUGAUUGACCAGCAUCCCGAAGCAGGGGGAGUGGCCUCGGAAGCUUCAGAAGCUUCUACACCACCCACCCCUUCUAAGGCGAGUUCAGUCUCAAAAUCGGCGAGUGCGGCCCCCACAAGCGCAAUCCAGGCUCGACAACAGGCAACGCUGGCCGAGUUUUUUGCUGACUCGGCAUCAAUCACUAGCUCCGCGCAGGCCAAACCGAGGGGGAAGUACUCCGCUGCAGAGAAAGAAAAGCGGAAGAUUGGCGAACUUUGGCUGAAGCAACUGGUUGAUGCCAACAACUGGAGCGAGGCGGCUGAGGUGGCUGCCAAAGUUUUGAACACCACAAGUCGAUGGGAGCACUGGAUUUGGGUAUUCGUCAAGAGUCACAAGUUUGACGAGAUCUCAUCACAUGUUCCCACUCUAGAGUUGACGCCGCCUCUUCCCUCAUCUAUUUUCGAGAUCAUUCUCGGGCAUUAUGUCGAGACCAAUCGAGUGCGGUUCAAAGAACUAUUGGACCAGUGGCCAUCGGACCUCUUUGAUAUCAGUAGCAUCACCACCGCAAUCGACGAUCAACUUCAGUUGGACACCACCCCCAAAGGCUCCGAAGAUUGGCGAAUGCUGCAAGAAGGUCUAGCCAAAUUGUUCUUGGCCGAUGGUCAUUACAAUGAAGCUUUGAAAUGCUACAUACAAUUGCAGGAUGCAGAUACCGCCCUGUCAUUAAUCAAAGACCACCAUCUUGUUGAAGCUGUUGCAGAUGAUAUUCCAAGCUUCGUACAGCUCCGAGUACCCUCCAGCCAACUGAAGUCCAUCCCUUUGAAAGAGUUAGAUGAACUUGCGGCAGAUCCUAUCAGUGUUUUGGCAGACGAGGCAACUCAUGGUGUCGUGGAACCAGAUGAAAUCGUCACGCAACUGAACACCCCUCUUCUGAAGCCUUUUCUAUAUUUCUACCUCCGUGCAUUAUGGACGGGCGAGAGUGAAAUAGACGCUUCAAAAGGACCACGAGUUGGACAUUCAGCAGCGGCGAACGCAAUUGCAGCAGACGCCGGAAAGCAGCUGGUUGAACAGUUCAGCGACAUUGCGAUUGAUCUAUUCGCAGAAUAUGACCGAACUCUCUUGAUGGAAUUUUUGCAAACUUCAACAGCCUAUACUUUCGACAAGGCUGUCAAAGUUUGUGAGAAAAGACACUUUAUUGAGGAAUCGGUCUACCUUCUGAGUAAGACGGGGCAAAUGAAGAAGGCUUUGUUUUUGAUCAUUGAUGAGCUCAAAGACGUUUCUAAGGCCAUCUCGUUUGCCAAGGAGCAAGACGAUAGAGGCUUAUGGGACGACCUACUUGAAUAUAGUAUGUCACGACCAAGGUUCAUAUCAGGGCUACUCGCGGAAGUUGGAACAUCCAUCGAUCCAAUCACAUUGGUCAAGAGGAUCCCCUCAGGACUGGAAGUCGAAGGCUUGAAAGAUGGUCUGAAGAAAAUGAUCCGUGAAUACGAUCUACAGGACAGCAUCAGCUCUGGUGUUGCAAGAGUAUUGAGCAGUGAGGUUGCCGUUGGCAUGGAUACACUAAGACGAGGAAGAAGAAAAGGGAUCAAGUUCGACAUUGGCUCAAUACCUCAGCCGAGGAGAACUCAUGGUCUGGAUCCAGAAUCUGCGAGGGCACAAACAGAGAAGGAUUAUGACAGUCUUGAACCUGAGCUGCAACCCGGUCACUGCGCCUCUUGCCAUCGUGCGUUUCACGCGGACGAAGGCGAGACACUUGUGGGAUUUGCUUGUGGUCAUCUCUAUCACGUAUCACAUUUACUGCAUGGACCAGAUUCGGAAGGUGACGAGGCUACCCUGCCUUCCGGUGGAAGGGACACCGAAGAAGACGCCGACACCAACGAGCGCUUCUAUAGGUCUGUCGGGUCCAAAGUCACCAACGCAAGAUUACUCAGGGAUAAGAUCCAGACAGUAGGGGGUUGUGCCAUAUGUAAAGAAAAAAGAGAGCGGGUUCACGUGGUUGGCGGCAAUUGA